This is a messenger RNA of Helianthus annuus (common sunflower), 571 nucleotides long. RefSeq names its product DNA-binding protein S1FA. Gene Ontology annotation, biological process: regulation of DNA-templated transcription. NCBI's taxonomy places the organism in Eukaryota, Viridiplantae, Streptophyta, Magnoliopsida, Asterales, Asteraceae. The record is from RefSeq and is a predicted model, not a curated record. Gene Ontology annotation, molecular function: DNA binding. The transcript is spliced from 2 exons. Gene Ontology annotation, cellular component: nucleus. The coding region runs from base 121 to 354 and encodes 77 amino acids.
GGUGUAAGUGAGAAUUACAUAAAAUCCAAGGGUGAAAAAGUAAACUCACACAAAGCAUAUAAUAGUUCAUCUAGGAGUCUCCGAGACGCGUUUUCAAAGAGCCAUCUCAAAGUUUCUCUCAUGGAUUCGGAAUCGCAACAAUUUGUGAACAAGAAUGUUGAAGCAACAGGAUUCAACCCGGGAUUGAUUGUCUUGCUGGUUGUGGGCGGGCUGCUGAUAACAUUCCUUGUUGGCAACUAUGCAUUGUACAUGUACGCACAGAAAACGCUUCCACCGAGAAAAAAGAAGCCAGUUUCCAAGAAGAAGUUGAAGAGGGAGAAACUGAAGCAAGGCGUUGCGGUACCUGGAGAAUAGACCAGACAUGGUUAAAAAAGUGGAGGUUAAGUUUGUGUUAGUGUUUCGGUACCUAUUUGUCUUGUUGUGAGAUGCUUGCGCUGGUGUUAGUUUUGUUACUGUUUAUUUACUGGUGAGUGCUUUAGUUUUGUUAGUUUUGGUCCGUUUGGACCUCUGGCUCUGGUUUACUAAACUGAAUAAAGAUAUACCAUGGGGCGUUACCUGAUUGGGAUCUAAA